Paramormyrops kingsleyae is the source of this 691-nucleotide messenger RNA. It is a transcript of the gene cdc26, whose product is annotated as cell division cycle 26 homolog. Gene Ontology annotation, biological process: regulation of mitotic cell cycle; protein K11-linked ubiquitination; anaphase-promoting complex-dependent catabolic process. The record is from RefSeq and is a predicted model, not a curated record. NCBI's taxonomy places the organism in Eukaryota, Metazoa, Chordata, Actinopteri, Osteoglossiformes, Mormyridae. Gene Ontology annotation, cellular component: anaphase-promoting complex.
GAAGGUGUGUAGCAUAGUGAUUUAAUAAACGCAUUUUACAGUGUGAAUUUUCUAACACACCCAUCUUAAUUCGAUGCUUGCUUGCUGUCCUUUCUGGGCGUGAAAAUGGCUGCCCCCUAAUUGGACAGUUGAGGAAAUUUUUUCACAGCUUCAAGAUAACCGGGGGGUGCUGCGUAAUCAUGCUGCGCCGGAAGCCCACGCGUCUGGAGCUGAAGCUGGAUGACAUCGAUGAGUUUGAAAGCGUGAGGAAAGAGCUGGAGAGCCGGAAAAAACAGCGUGAUGAGGUAGAUGUAGUGGGCGUGGCUUCGUCGGGUGAAAUGGGAGGGGCAACGAGCGGUGGAAGUAGCGACGUGAAGACCCGGGAGCAGAUGAUCAAUGAGCGCAUCGGUUACAAACCCCACCCCAAGCCAAACACCUUGCCAUCUCUGUUUGGCAACUUGCAGUUUUAAGUGCUUUAUGGACACCAUUAAUGACUGUGACUUUUUCCGGGUCCUGGAUUCUGGACUAUAAAUAUUAUCAACAGAAGGAUGGCUGUUGGUGCUGCUUCCGUUAGUCAUUUUAUGUUUUUGUUAAUUCAGUUGGAUUCAAAGUUAGAUCAGAAUUUGCAUAACCAACAAUGUAAGUAUAUAUAUUAUACUGCAGUUUGAUAUUGCAUAGUUUUUACUUAAUUUCAAUAAAGUGUGUUUUGUCA